CGCCUUGUACAUCACACAGCCGACGCAUGUUUGUGGUAGUGAGAGCAGUCAUGCCUGUCGCUAGCAGAGUUUAGCUUGUUGGAUGAAUUUGUGUUGUCGGUUCUGGAUCAGAGGCCCGGGUGAAGUUUUGAGGGAUCUGGGUCGGUGAGGUUGCUGGCAGCGCUGAUCUGCUGCGGUGUUGAUCCAACAAUGUGGAGCUUCGGCCGCUUCGUCCUUCAGGAUCUGCUCAGACAUCCUGCUGCUAGGAGCUUCUCUCUGACUCCUGCUCAGCACACGGUUGUAGUGGAGCGAUGGUGGCAGGUCCCUUUGUCCAAAGUGGGCAGUCCGCCAAGGCUUUACCCCCGAAGACACAGAGUCUACAAGAUGGUCGAGGACACCAAACAUGCUCCCAAAGAGAAGAUGGAGCUUAUUCUGACUCAAACUGUAGCAAAACUUGGUGGGAGAGGCGAUACGGUGUGUGUGAGGAAGUCUGUUGGGCGAAAUAAGCUGCUGGCCCAAGGCCUCGCGGUGUAUCCGUCACCGGAGAAUCAACAGAUGUUUGCUGAGGAGCUGAGGCUUUUGCGUGAGGGCAAACCAGAUCAGAGAUUACAAACCAGAACAGGACAACUGACAGUCGAGCUCCUUAAACGUUCCAAACUAAAUAUCAACAAAAUGCCGUGUGAUGAAUUUCAACUCACCAAAGAAGUUGUCUGCAGACAGUUUGAGAAGAAGUUGGGAGUUGUUGUUCCACCUCACGCAUUGAGUCUGCCGUUUGAGCCAAUAAAGGACUUGGGCGACUACUGGUGUGACGUUACAGUUAAUGGAAUGGACACAGUUCGCAUUCCCAUUUCCCUGUUACCACACGAAGAUCAGUCUGCGAUCUACCAGAAGCAGCUGAAGGCGCAACGGAAGUUGGAGGCAGCCGAACGCGCUUCACAGGAUGCCGUCGAGGAGGACGCCGUUUCUGAUGCAGACCAAGCACACGAUGGUAAAGACUCUUUGACAUCACCUGGCCAUACCCAGCAAGGAUCAACGCCACCACCAAGUGAAAACUCAGAUAAAAAGUAAAGGACUCCCGUGAUGGUAUUUGUAUCGGUAAACAAAAAUGCUGUGUGGAAUAAAUCAGAGAGCUCAUGUUCAUUCAA
Girardinichthys multiradiatus is the source of this 1124-nucleotide messenger RNA. RefSeq names its product mitochondrial ribosomal protein L9 (gene mrpl9). Gene Ontology annotation, cellular component: mitochondrion; ribosome. Gene Ontology annotation, molecular function: structural constituent of ribosome. Bases 190 to 1047 code for a protein of 285 amino acids. Lineage: Eukaryota; Metazoa; Chordata; Actinopteri; Cyprinodontiformes; Goodeidae. Gene Ontology annotation, biological process: translation. The transcript is spliced from 7 exons. The record is from RefSeq and is a predicted model, not a curated record.